This is a messenger RNA of Amborella trichopoda, 1545 nucleotides long. RefSeq names its product putative pentatricopeptide repeat-containing protein At3g11460, mitochondrial. Gene Ontology annotation, biological process: RNA modification. NCBI's taxonomy places the organism in Eukaryota, Viridiplantae, Streptophyta, Magnoliopsida, Amborellales, Amborellaceae. Gene Ontology annotation, molecular function: protein binding; zinc ion binding; RNA binding. The record is from RefSeq and is a predicted model, not a curated record.
AUGAUCACAUCGAGCUCGCCCUUCCAUCUCUGCCCUCUCCAAGCACCAAACCCUUCUACUUCCGCGCGGCCACCACUGCGCACCAGCCAGUGCGGUGGAAGACCGUGUACCCCUCGACUCGUGGCCACACCCGACGCACUCGGCCCAAGCGCCAACAUUAGCGAGGCCAACACGUGCUCUGCCACGGUCACCGACCAAAAUUACGUGAACCUCCUUCAAGAAUGCAUCGCCAAGGGAGACCUCUCCUUAACAACAAAAUUGCACCAUCAAAUUCUUUCGUCCCAUGUCCCUCUUCAUGCUCGUUUGGGCAACACUUUGCUGAAUACGUACACAAAAUUGGGGGAUUUAGAAUCAGCUCGCCAAGUGUUCGAUGAAAUGACUGACAGAGCGUCUCUUUCAUGGGGCAUCAUGAUGGGGGCUUAUCUCCGCAAUGGUGAAGCCGAUGUAGCAUUAGAGCUUUUUAAAGAGAUGCACAGAGAAGGUAUUGGGCGUGACCAUCCCGUAUUUGUGACUGCUUUGAAGUCAUGUGGCAAGUUGGCUAAUAUGCUUGAUGGCCAGAUGGUUCACUGCGAACUUGUUAAAUUAGGCCUUGACAUGGAUUCUGUGGUGACCAGUGCACUUCUGACUAUGUAUGCAGACUGUGGAUCGGUACUUGAGGCUCGUAGGGUAUUUGAUGGUAGUACUAGUAUGAGGAGUGGUACGUGUGUUCCAUGGAAUGCCAUGGUCUCUGGAUAUUCUAAAAAUGGGCUUGCAACAGAGUCCAUUUCCUUAUUUGUUGAGAUGGGUGUGCAGGGUAUUCAGCCCGAUAUGUACACAUUUGUUAGUGUUCUCAAUACAUGUUCACAGUUAGCAAAUAAGCUGAUGGGUAUGGCGGUUCAUGGAUUGGUGGUUAAGUCAGGGUUGAGUUUGGAUCAGUCGAUUGUCACUUCACUGAUCAGAAUGUAUGCAAAAUGUAACUGUCUUGAUGGGACAAGGAAAGCAUUUGAUCGAGCAAAAGUGCUUGAUAUCACAUGUUGGAAUUCUAUGAUUGAAACAUAUGCACAAAAUGGCAACAGCCAUUCUGCCAUUGAAGCUCUUCUAGAGAUGCAAAGAUUAUCUGGCCUGAAACCCAAUCGAAUGAGCUUUAUUUAUGCUCUUAAUGCUUGUUCAUCUCCAAAAGCAAUAGAACUCGGCAUAGAGAUCCACAAUCUUGCUAUUCAACGGAAACUCGAACUCGAGGUCUCAGUUGCCAAUGCUCUUAUCACCAUGUAUGCUCAAUGUGGGAACAUUGAGGAUGCAUGGAGGCUCUUCCGGCGCAUGCCCAACAAAGACAUCCAUUCUUGGAAUGCGACCAUAAUGGGUUAUGCACAUCGUGGGUAUGGCAAGGAAGCCCUUCAAAUAUUUGAGCAGAUGCAAAAGUUGGGGCUUCAACCUGACGAGACAACCUUUGUAGGGCUUCUUGUUGCUUCUAGCCAUGUGGGUGACAUUGAACGAGCUCAUGAGUUGUUACAACUUAUGAGAACUUGCAAAAUUAGCCCCACCCACUUCACUAUGCUUGCAUUGUAG